AUGUUUGCAUCAAGUGCAAACAUUCAAUGUACAACCACCCUAAGCUGUCGAGCUCCUCUUCCCCACAUCGUCUUCAUACAUAUCAACAUGGACCAGACUCAUACACGGGCCAUCGAGGCCCUUCAACCAUUCAUCCACCUGGCCCAAUCCAACAGUGCCAGCUCUCCUAGAUUCAUCGCCAAUCUUAUCACAAAUGUCACCUCCAGCCCGCAAACCUAUGUCUUCGCGGAGUUACUCGAGGUGCCCGCCGUUCAGGCACUACGGUCACCAGAGAAUUCACAAGAGUUCGGAGGAUACCUGUUGCUGCUAGAAAUAUUUGCAUAUGGCACCUGGUCAGAAUAUCAAGCGACCCCAGGUCUCCCCAACUUGAGCCCCGAACAAACCCUCAAACUCCGCCUCCUCUCCCUCCUAACUCUUUCCACGAAAAUCAAACCCCUCACCUACUCCACCCUGAUGGACGCCCUCACCAUCCCCACAAAAGCCGAGCUCGAAUCACUGGUGACGACCGCCAUCUACUCAUCCUUGAUCAAAGCUCGCCUCUCGCCCUCCUCCAAUCCACCCUCCGUGAACGUCACAGCCGUCGCCCCACUACGUGACGUGUUGCCAGAAUCCAUUCCCUUGAUGAUCGCUUCUUUGAAGGAGUGGGAUUCGCGUUGCAGUGAGGUUGUGGCGGAUCUCGAGGCGGAGAUUGCGCGCAUCAAGAGCAAUGCUGCUGACCGUGCCGUGAAAAAGCAGGCCAGGCAAGGUGCUCUAGAGGAAGCUCUUAAGAAGCGACAAAAUGGUGGCCCAUGGAGGAGGAACAAGCGGGGUGCUGGUCGCCUUGGGGCCGGAGCUGGUGGGAGUAAGAGGGAUGCCGGGAAUAUUGAGGAGGAUGAUGGCUUCUUCGAGACUGGGGAUGGCGAAGGUGGCUCCCGCAUGGAUAUCGAUGAGGAAUACGGGGCUCGUGGAAGUAAUCGGCAGCCGAAGCGUGUGUUGGGACGCAAGUCCUGA
Molecule: messenger RNA, 990 nt
Organism: Penicillium salamii
Lineage: Eukaryota; Fungi; Ascomycota; Eurotiomycetes; Eurotiales; Aspergillaceae
Source: the annotation of a GenBank genome assembly